UUAAGAUCCUGUUUAUAUUGAUGAAGAUGUCUUUUUUUAAAGUUUUAUAUACACGUUUGUAUAUAAUUACUGUGGUGUUCUCUAAGUACGUUUAGUGAUCUUUGAAAGAAGUACAUUUGCUCUAUAUUCAUUCUGGAUUGUUACUUGGUACCUCUUCGUGCUUGUAUAUAUGUCAUCAUUCGUACAAGGUCUCUUUCUGUCAUAAAGCCCCUAACGUUUCUACGGAUAUACAUUCCUGACUUUCAAAUGUUUGGAUUUGAGCGUUGCUGAUGAAGGUGAAUCCAGAGGAGUGCUUCGGACGGACAGAAUCUAUAAGGGCUAUUUUUAGAUGAUCUGACGCAGAAUUCUUGCUAAUUAUGAACAAUAUACACAGAUGUACAGCCAAAAGAAUAAAAUGGUUCAUCGUAUUUACUGUUCUGUGUAGCUUAGUUAUAAGCAUUCUAAAUAUUUUCUUCAUUUGUGUCCAUCACUGGUGUGCGGAACAUCAAUUAAGUAAUUUAACAUAUACUAAGUAUGCUGACAAGCACUGGGCAAGAUUGUAUGUACAAAGUGUAACGCCAAAUCUUAAAACCGCUGUCGAGUAUGCUGUUGUCACAAAGUCAAAAGAUAUAUCACAAGAUAUUAUUAGCAAAUUACCAAAUAAAUAUAUAUUUAAACCAAACCAUAUGUCUGGUGGAUUAGCAAUUAUUGAGGGAAACAAAGUAACUAAAUGUACAUCAGCCUAUUACAGAAAUUGUCCAUCGUGUAAAGGAAUAGAUUUGCUACAAUGUUUGCAGAAGAUAUGCGAUCUCUGGUUACAAAUUGUGUUUAACCCUGGAAAAGAAAAAUAUUACCAGUAUAUACCACCUAAAUGUAUGUUUGAAGAGUACCUAGGCUCUAGUGGGUUUCCUAUGGACUAUAGGGUGUUCACAUUCCAUGGUAAACCCUAUUUCAUUCAGGUUGACGAAACAAAAGAUGGACGUCAUACUCACGACUUUUUCACGCCAAAAUGGAAGCGGAUACAAAUGAGAGAGGUGCCAGAAAUUUAUCCCGUUAACUCUUUAGCUAAACAGCCUCCGUUCUUUCAGGAAAUGUUGCGAUACGCAGAAAUUUUAUCUCAGCCAUUUAUCAUGAUGCGUAUGGAUUUCUUUGCUUUUGAUGACCAGUAUGUUUUUGCAGAAUUUACUCCAUCACAUCAUGGCUGUAAAGGCAGAUUUAUUCCUUCAGUCAUAGAGAAUUAUUAUAAUUUGGUUAUAGACAACCCGUCUGCGUACUCGGACCCAGAAGUUGUAUUACAGUUGAAAUAAUAGUAAAUUAUAUAUAAAUGCUUUUAUAAAGUAAUCAAAUAUGCACAUUCAUGGCUCUAUAUUCUGUCGAUACCUGUAUCUCGGCAUUGCACAAGCUCAUGUUUUUCUCUGACCGAUUAAGACGUUUUUACACCAAAUCCAUUGGAUGUGGGAUGUGUAAUGAUUGAUAUUUUAGUCUUAGAUACAUGAUUUGCUUUA
This is a messenger RNA of Mytilus californianus (California mussel), 1484 nucleotides long. RefSeq lists its product as uncharacterized. The transcript is spliced from 2 exons. The coding region runs from base 357 to 1286 and encodes 309 amino acids. Lineage: Eukaryota; Metazoa; Mollusca; Bivalvia; Mytilida; Mytilidae. The record is from RefSeq and is a predicted model, not a curated record.